AUGCUUGGUGUCGGCCUACCCGGUCCCGGCGUGGGUUUGGUUGGUGGUAGCAUUGGCGGUGCGCUGGGUGGUGGUGGUGCCACAUCACCUACCACAUCCACCGCAUCGGCGGGUAUCGUUGGCUGCGGCAGUGGCAGCAGCAAUGUCAGCCUACUGGGCAACGUUGCAGGUGGCGUGCAGCUGGGCUCAGCUUGCAGUACACUACCACAUCCACCAUCUUCCGCAGCUGCGGCUGCAGCUGUGUCUAAUGCUUUGGCAGCAGCAUCGGCAACAUGUGGUGCAGUGGGCAGUGCAACGGCGAAUUUGAAUCGAAAUUUGGUAAUAUUAAGAAAUCAUUUGAGGAAAAAUACGAACCCAAUGCCAGCAGUAGCAACAGCGGCAGCGUCGGCAACUACAACACCUAUGACAACGAGUAUAGUUGCAUUCAACGAUGUCACACCCACCAACACCAAUACAAAUACACUCAAUAGCACACACACUAACAAUAUGAAUACAAAUUUGGAUAGCGAUCAAUAGCCCAGCGGUAAAUUGAGUGAAUGCAAAAAUGGAUUUUUUAAUUUAGUUCAGAAAUUGCGUUAUAUUAAUUAAGUGGAAAAAGUAGAAAAAAUAAGAAAAAUAUAUAAUUGAAUUGAAAAAGUAAAGCACUAUAAUGUUUAUUUAGCUGUACAUAUAUUUGUGUUAUAUGUAUGUAAAUUGCUGUGAUGAUGCGUUCGAAUGAGCUUCAGUUCAAAUGUACAGUAAGUUAAAAAAAUGUAACGUAAAAUGGAUCUGUGUACUACCACACUUUGAUUUUGAACACAUACACACUACACCUAUGCAUAGGCACAUUGCAUACACAAACUACAACGCUUUGAUAAAAAAAAAUGUAUUUAAUACGAAUAUUUUGUAUUUGUAAUUUCAGUACUUCCUCAGGUGAUGGCAUUUAAUAAAUAGCAAUUAAUUAUUGUAUAUUUUUAACAGCGGCUUUUAUGCAUAUAUAAAUUCAGAGAGCAACACAAACAACAAUAACAAAUGAGAAAGUUAAUUUAACCAUUUUUAUUAAAAAAAAAAAACUGAAAAAAAUAUAAAAAAUUUAAAAAGUUAGCAUUGCAUUUACAAUCACUUUCAAACACACUCGUAUGUGGUAUAGCAAUUAUAUAUUAUAAUACAUAUGAAUGUGUGUGUGCACUUAGUGGUCAAAUGAAAAACGAGCUACACUCACACACACACCCACACACGCACUCGCGCAUAAAUACAUUAACAUAAUAAAAACGUGAUAUUUCAAUACGUCCAUGA
Anastrepha obliqua is the source of this 1275-nucleotide messenger RNA. RefSeq lists its product as uncharacterized. The coding region runs from base 1 to 516 and encodes 171 amino acids. The transcript has a single exon. NCBI's taxonomy places the organism in Eukaryota, Metazoa, Arthropoda, Insecta, Diptera, Tephritidae. The record is from RefSeq and is a predicted model, not a curated record.